GACCAACUGCAUUCAUUCUCUCUGUUCCUGUUUUCUUUCUGAGAUAGUUUUUGAGUAAAGCUUUUACUGGUUUCUAAGUUAGGCUUCCUGCGUGUGAGUGUGUUUCUGAGUAAAGCUUUUACUGGGUUUCUCAGUAAAGCUUCCUCUGUGUGUGUGUGUGUGUGUGUGUGUGUGUGAGUGUGUGAUGGGAAAGUUGAGUUUGGAUUUGCCACCUGGGUUCAGAUUUAGUCCAACGGACAAGGAGCUCAUCGAACGCUUCCUGAAGGGAAAGAUCACAGGGAAUGAUAAAGAUAUUUACUUUGUUCCCGAAAUUGAGUUUUAUAAACUGGAGCCCUGGGAUAUACAGCGUAAUCUUCUUAUUUUUAUUAUCACACACCCACCUUCAUUUUGGAUAUUGUGUACUUUGUUGUGAAAGAUAUAUGUGGGAUAGAUACAAAGGACCAAGAGUGGUUCUGCUUCAAUGCACAGAGCCUGAAUCAGAAUGGGAAUCGGAAGAACAGGACAACCAUGGAAGGGUUCUGGAAAGCAACUGGUAAAGAUAGGGAAAUCAAGUCCAGAGGGAGUUUAAUUGGAAUGAAAAAGACUCUAGUCUACCAUAGAGGGCGUACUCCUAACGGAGAAGGGACCAAGUGGGUGACGCAUGAAUACCGCACAACCCAGGAUGAGUUUGAUGGAACACACCCUGGUCAGAAAGCCUUUGUCCUCUGCCGCUUAUUCAAUAAUGAAGAAAAGAGUAACAAAGGUCGAUCUGUGAAGUCUAAGCCAGCACUGGCUCCUCCAUCUCCAGCAUUAGAAGUGCAAGUUGAAUCUCAUCAAACAAGUAUUCAGUCUUGUUAUUCUGAAAUUUCUGAUGAAAUGAUGUCUGAUGUUGCAAAAAAUCAAGCAGCAGAAGUGACAUCUACUGAGGUUGGUUUUAAUCUGGAGCAAUCUUCGAAUAUGUUCAAUGUCCUGUACCCUGGCGACUCUCCACCAAGUUUAUCCCCAAUAUCUCUGAGGAUUCAACUCUUAUUAAUCCUCUUAAUAAUCCAGAUGAGUUCUUUCAUAACACAUCUUGCAGUCAAAAUAAUCUUGCUGUUGACAAUGAGACCCUGAAAAACAUGGCCUCUUUUAAGGGCAAUGGGUCAUGCAGUGGGUCAGAUGCCAAUGCACAGGUUGACCAGAUAACUUCCGUUACACCUGCUGUUUCUUCUCCUACCAUAGCCGAAGCUUCUCUUAAUGAAGCAGAGUCUAUGCUAGCACCAGCUUCAGUGCCUCAAGAAUUAGGCAGUGGAGCUGACAAUUAUCCCCCAAGUUUUCGAUUUUCUUGUGCGAAAAAUUCUGAUGGAAUAAUAUCAAACACUAAAACACCCAUUGAGUACAAGAACAAUGGUUAUAAUACUUCUGUUGAUAGAAAUCAAGUGGAAGUAGUCAUAUCUGAUGAGGUGGAGGCAUGCUCGAAUAUAUUCUCCAUCUCACCAGAGCCACUAGUUAGCAACGUGUAUUCCCCAUUUCACUCUCAAGUGCAAGCAGAGUUAUAUUCUUCUUGCACCUAUCACCCUUCCGCCAAUGAUCGUCAUUGGGGGGUGUAUGACCAAUAUGGCACGAAUGAGCCAGAUCCCAUUAUCUUUGAGUCCUGGGAUUCAAUUUAUAAACCAGAUGUGUACUUUCGUAAUGCAUCUUUGAGUCAAAAUAAUCUUGCUGUUGAUGAUGAGAACCUGAAAAACAUGGCCUCUAUUAAGGACAAUGGGUCAUGCAGUGGGUCAGAUGCCAAUGCACAGUCUGAGCAAGAGUAUCAAGGUUUGGUGAGGUUUGAAGAGGUCAUCAAGCCAAAGGUUUCAUCAUCUCUGUGAGGGUCUUCGGAUCUGAUCAUAGGAUCUGGUUGAAGAUCAUAAAAU
Messenger RNA from Quercus lobata, 1874 nucleotides. RefSeq lists its product as uncharacterized. The transcript is spliced from 7 exons. The record is from RefSeq and is a predicted model, not a curated record. Bases 1098 to 1829 code for a protein of 243 amino acids. NCBI's taxonomy places the organism in Eukaryota, Viridiplantae, Streptophyta, Magnoliopsida, Fagales, Fagaceae.